AUGAACUUCAAGCACAAUAACGCCGUAGUAUCUGCAGACGGGGUACCACGGUUGCUCGUUCUGUUGCUGCUGCUCGCAGGCACAGUGACAGCUGCUCUCCCGGGACAGUUCACCUUCAGCUGCCAUCGGCAUGGGCGCGAGUGCAAGCUGUGGAACCUUUACUUGGACACACCGGACGAGGUGUCCGAGGCGCUGAUUAACACCGGUGGCGAUGGUAGCGGUUCGUUCGUCGAGGUUGAGAUAGCGUACUCGUCGUUGCCGAUCAUCCCGCAGUCACUGUUCAGCGACAAUGAAAAUGUAGUCUCACUCAAGAUGGAGGAUUGUGAUGUGGAGCUGCUCGAGGCGAGCACCUUCGAUGAUGCGCACGAGCUGAAGUAUUUGCAGCUUCAGAAGAACCAUCUGACGGCGCUGAAGGAUGAUGCGUUCGUACGUGCGUCGAAACUGCUCCGGAUCAACCUUGGUGCCAACCGGAUCGUUACGGUCGGCGAGUUCGCUUUCCGCGGGUUGGAUAAUUUGGAAACGUUACGGCUGUCCAGGAACAAGAUCGCUCAGUUUGCGAGUAAAACGUUCGCCGGGUUGCACCAGCUGACGGAGCUCAAUCUCGAUCACAACCAUGCAGAGGAGCUACCGGAUCGAUUGUUUGAAGAGUUAGGGCAGCUGAGAGAGCUGCAUCUAGAUCACAACUACCUUUCCGGGCUGACGAGAAACACGUUCCUCGGUUUGACGGGUCUGCGGAAGUUAAUACUGAAGGAAAACGAAUUGGUUUCGAUAGACCCACAAGCUUUUGCACCACUUUCCGCACUGACCGAGCUAGAUCUGGAAGGAAACAAUCUGAAACUCCUUUCACCGAAUACGUUCGUACCGUUGGGGCAUCUACGCGAACUCGUCCUUGCGGACAACUACAUCGAGCGGCUAGAUGACGGGAUCUUUGGGGGCAAUGUGAACCUGGAGAUACUGAAGCUAAACAACAAUUCCAUCGAGGAGCUGCAGCCUGCCGUAUUGGCUAGCUUGAAAAAUUUGGAAGAUUUGUCACUGCAGCAUAACGAAAUCCGGGUGCUCGAUAAACACCUGCUUAAGAGUGCCACCAGUUUAAGAGUGCUCCAAUUGGAGGGAAACGUUAUUCAUAAGAUCAUCCCGGGCACGUUUGAUACUCUGAAACGGUUAGAGACGUUGGACCUCGAGGAUAACAGUUUGUCAUCGAUUGAGGGCGGUCUUUUUAGUGGUUUAUCUUCUCUUGAAAAGCUGUUCAUAAAUGAAAACCAGAUUGAGGAACUGAAAGCAGGCACAUUGAAGGGCUUGGAGCGGCUGAGAAAGCUGGAGCUAGAGCAAAACAUUAUUAGACGAAUUGACGAGCGCUUUCUGGACGAUACGACUCAGCUGCGUACACUGUCGCUGGAAGAGAACCUUAUCGAUGAGGUGCCGGUCAAGUUGUUCGCAAAUCAAAAAAGUCUGAAGGAGAUUUCGCUAGAAAACAACAACAUUCAGCAGCUACCGGACGGGGUGUUUGCGGCCAUCUCCACCUGUCUGGAGGAGCUUUAUCUUGCCGAUAAUGAUCUGUCGGAGUUGUCGCCAGCCGUUCUGGAUCUUCCCCGCUUGGAGCUGCUCGAUGUUUCCGAUAAUAAGUUCCGCGAUCUUCCGGACGACAUGUUCAGCAAGGCGAAACAAUUGCACGAACUGUACGCGGAUGGUAACAUGAUCGACGACAUACCGGAUGCUCUGAGAUCGUUGCUACGAUUGUCGACACUUUCACUCACACGUAACCGUUUGCACGAUAUCGAUCCGCAGAGCUGGAGCAUGAUGCAGCGGUUGAAGGAGUUGUAUCUGUCGGAAAACUUCAUCCAAGUGCUCAAUCCACAAACUUUCGAGCGAUUGGAAUCGCUGAAGGAAUUGCAUCUCGACCGUAACCAUCUGCAUACAAUUCCCCCCAGCACGUUCGCACGCAAUGGUAAUUUGGAGAAGUUGAACCUAUCCAGCAACCAUUUGGAGGGACCCCUGGUGAACAGUUUUGCUGGGUUAUGGAAACUGAAAGAUCUUCAGCUAGCGGACAACCCACUCGUCACGAUGGAGGCAAAUAGCUUCCGAGAUCUGCGGAAGGUGGAGAAACUCUCGCUUGAGAACGUGAGUUUGGCCGAUGUAGGUGGUAGCCCAUUCUACGGUAUGUCAUCAUUGGAAAGGCUGGACCUCGACGAGAACCGUGUGCAGCGUCUCGAGGGAUCAUCGCUGAGAGGGUUGGAGAUGCUGGAAAAGUUGUACAUCAAUCACAACCCCGUGUCACGCAUCGAUACGAACACGUUCAAACAUUUGGGCAAUCUGAAGGUCAUCUCGAUCGGACCCGGUGCGAUCGAUUUCACGGAAGAUUUGCUGCAGAACAACCAGCGGCUGAAGGAGCUGUAUCUGUUCGAUUGUGUUGCCAGCCCACUUCCUGGGCGAUUUUUCCAUUUCAACAAGAAACUGCAAACUCUUGCGAUCGUCAAUAAUAGCAAAUUGGGUGCGUUGAACAAGCAGUGGUUUAAGGAUCUAUCCAACCUGCAAACACUUGUGCUCAUUCGUAAUGGUUUGACGCAGUUUGAGAAGGGUAUUUUCGAUUCGCUGGACGGUUUGGACGAGCUGUACCUGUCGGGAAAUCCGGUCGGAGAGUUGGAUCGGGACGUGUUUGCGAAGGUCGUUGGGUUGGAGGUGCUAGACCUGUCAAGCAUGAAGCUGCGUACCCUUCCGAUGGGAAUAUUCGACAAUCUUUACGAUCUGGAAAACUUGGAUUUGGGCGAGAAUCAGCUGGCAAACGGAUUAACGAACGGUGUGUUUAGAAACCUAUACUCACUGAAAACACUUUCGUUGGAUAACAAUCAUCUGAAAACGCUAGAUACGGUAUUGUUUGAUGAUUUGAAAAAUCUGCGCACAAUUGAUUUGAGCGGCAACGAGCUGAGCAGUCUCGAUCCCCAGCUAUUCCACGAUUCACUCGAUCUAGAAUUGCUAGAUCUCUCAUCGAACAAGUUCGCCACAUUCGAUCUUCAACAAACGACGUUUUCUAAGACGCUGGUCGAGCUCGACAUGGACGACAAUCAACUGGUCUCGAUCCGCGUGACAGAAGAUCUGGAGGAACUGUAUGUGGAAAACAAUCAACUCACGGCGAUCGAGGUAGACAACUCUCCGUCGUACAAUCUGCGUAGCCUUUCUAUUGCGAACAACAAGUUCACCGAAUUGGACUCUCUGUAUCGGUUCAACAAUCUCGAGGAGCUGGACGUAUCGUACAAUGGUGAGCUUCGCGUAUUGGAGUUGGGCAGAAUAUCGAAAGCAAUGUCGGUAUUGGAGGUAUUGAACGUAUCUCAUUGCGUCAUCGACGAAUUGGAUCUGGCGGAGAUUGAAGUACACGCAUUCCUGGAGCUGUUGGACGUAUCGGGCAAUAAGCUGAACAGUUUGGAGAUGGAUGCUUACCGAUACUUCCCCGCCGUGGAGAGCUUCAUAUUUGGAGGUAAUGCGUUCGAGAGGUUCUCCAUCGAGGAGGUGUUGAGCAGUUUUAAGGAUUUGGAACUAAUAGGACUGGAUGGUACUGUAUGGGAUCCUGCUUUUCUGGAUGAGCUUGAGAGCUACAUUGCGGACAGGGAUGUCAGAUUUUGGCAUCAUGGAACUACAGAGAGCCCAACGUGUACCAUUGGUCGCGUUAAUCAGCUGUUUUGUUGAUAACCGUGUGGGAAAAAUGAGGACACGAAGAGGAUCGUUAUGCGAAGAACGAACUGAAUAAGAAGCUUUUGUGUUUCGAGAUUAUGUUGAAUAAAUGUCAGUCGGUUUGAAA
Messenger RNA from Anopheles moucheti, 3790 nucleotides. RefSeq names its product slit homolog 3 protein-like. The coding region runs from base 1 to 3678 and encodes 1225 amino acids. The transcript is spliced from 2 exons. Lineage: Eukaryota; Metazoa; Arthropoda; Insecta; Diptera; Culicidae. The record is from RefSeq and is a predicted model, not a curated record. Gene Ontology annotation, molecular function: protein binding.